AUGGCGUCUUGUCCGGUGCCCGAAGUCCUGCAACUAGACGCACAGAAAAUGCACCAGAUCGAUCCUGCAAACGCAAUCAGUCUGAAAGCAAUGUGGACAAUGUUCAACAAGUGUUCCGAGACGAUCAAAGAAGGCCACCGAUAUGAGAACAUGAGCUGGCGGGUAUGGUCUCGCGAGUCCUUGUGUGUAACACCCGUCGAUUCACCGCCCGCAACCUCCCGGGCCCCCUCGCUCUCCAAUUCCUUCUCUUCGGACGACAGCCUGAACGACAAACCAGUAUCGACCCGAUCGAGAUCCUUUGGCCAAGAGGAAUGCGCCAGUUCGCUCUCCAAAUCACGCCACCUGACACCCGAUGCGCUCGAAAAGAUCAUGGUGACGAUAAAAGAGAAGACGGCCCUCGGCCCGUUGUCCCCCUCCAUACAAGCCAGUGUUCCCACGCUCCCCCCGCCCACGUCCGUGCCGCCAAACGUCGAACCAGAAGACGAGUCUGGGCCUCUGCACGAUUCGACCGAAUCGUGUUUGUCCGCGACAACAACUGCCACGAGGAGUACGAUGGCACGCCAGAGCGAACAUCGCGAUUCAGACACCUCGGUCUCCUCAGAUGGCCUGAUACGUUCUGGAUCCGUUGUCCAUGGCUUCUCUCCAGCUGCUUCGUCCUUCCAAAAGCGCAAGGCAAGCAUUGGAAUGCACCCGGUGCCUUCGUCCCAGCUGAAUAUUGCAGCCCCCCCUGCAGUCAAGGCCGGCAUCUUCACCCUCGGUGGCUCUUCCGAGGAUGACGAGUCGUCCUUCGAGCAAAGAGUGCUUUCCCACAAGGCGCCCCCGCCGAGGAGCUCACUCUCCCAAAGCCUAAGUAAAACAACCUUGCCAGUGUCCCAGUCGAAAUUGCAGCCCAAGCGAACGUCGUUUAAAGAUGUUGUUGCAGAACGAAGAAUCCAAGAAGAUGCCGAGAAUGAUGAGGGCGCCAUCGAGAGUAGCGACGAGGAAGACGACACCGACGAAGUCAUCGAGUCUGCCAUUGAUGAAGAUGAGGAAGAAGACGGUGACGAGUGGGAAGAUUCCAAUUCAGACGACGGCGCAAAUGGAAAGGUCCUGCAAGAACCUCAUCUUUUCCGCCGUGUCGAUAGCCGUCCCGACUUGGUGUCACGACGGUCGAUGCUGACAUUAGCGCUCAAUAAGUCCCAGACUGGACUCAACCACGCCUACUCACAACCCGCACUACACCGGACACGUGCCCCAUCGACACACGCAGAGACACUGGCCGGCUCUCCUGAUGAAGAUGACGGUAUGAUGAUGCAUAGUUCGGGCCGACGACCGAUACAGAUCCCGCCUCCUAACCCAACCGCAAAAUCCGUGGCACAUUCUCCUCGGACCACGAGGAGAAACAUGUUGUCGACGGAGCUGACGGAAUCUCUACGCAAAAAUCUACUCUGGGAAAGACAGCAAAAGUCCCAGACCGCCAAUGCUUUCCUCAAGCGACGAACCGCUCAGAGCAUGGCAAAUCUUCAAUCUCACACCAUGCCACCACAAACAGGGCCACCCAGAGCACCUCCAGCAGGCGCCCUACAGGAGACUUCCAAGAACAAUUCUUGGAAUCACUACUUUGACAACCCUUGGGAGUACCAUGCCAAAGGUUGGUAG
Molecule: messenger RNA, 1638 nt
Organism: Exophiala spinifera
Lineage: Eukaryota; Fungi; Ascomycota; Eurotiomycetes; Chaetothyriales; Herpotrichiellaceae
Exons: 1
Coding region: 1-1638 (545 amino acids)
Biological process (GO): mitochondria-nucleus signaling pathway; negative regulation of transcription by RNA polymerase II; regulation of nitrogen utilization
Cellular component (GO): cytoplasm
Source: RefSeq, a predicted model, not a curated record